This is a messenger RNA of Sardina pilchardus (European sardine), 1956 nucleotides long. RefSeq lists its product as uncharacterized. NCBI's taxonomy places the organism in Eukaryota, Metazoa, Chordata, Actinopteri, Clupeiformes, Clupeidae. The record is from RefSeq and is a predicted model, not a curated record. The coding region runs from base 7 to 792 and encodes 261 amino acids. The transcript has 7 exons.
AGGAGGAUGGAGGAGUGGAAGAGGGAGGUAACCCGUGAGCUGAGCAGCCUGCGGGGUCAUGUCAACAGAAACACGUCGCUAGGCAACCUGGAGGAGAGUUUCAGCUCCAAACUACGCAGAGAAGAGGUGGAUCAGCUAAGGAGAGAGGUUGACCAGCUCAAGACCAAACUGAUGAGACAGGAGGAGGAUGUGUUCCAGCAACAGUCUGAGGCUAGAGAAACACGGAGACAGUAUGAACGCAGCUGCAAGACGCUGGAGAAUCUUACAGACAGUUACCGCACACACAGCUUUGACCUGGCCAGGACCAUCUCCCAGUACCAGAACACCCAACAGGAAGUCCGGGACAUCAGGGUGACUGUAUCGGAGCUGAAGGAUGAGGUGAGAGGACUGAUUCUGCGGGACAGGCUACCCACACCUGCAGCAGCACCUCAGAGGCCAGCUCUUGCCUCAGCGCCGGUCGCCAUGGAAACCAUCCCCCGGAGGCAGCCGGCGGGAGCGGCGGCGGUGGCAGCAGCGUCUGCGUUGGUGGCGGGCCUGGACUCUGACAGCGACUUCAGUCCCACCCCUAGCCUGGGGGAUGUGAGCUCCGACGACCUGGACUUGUCCUGGCCCUCCAAGCGCGAGCCAGUUCAACAAAGAAUCAAGCGCCGGGGAAAUCCGACCAUUCGGCUACCUGGAAGUGACUUCAGUGACGGAGGAAGUGGACUAGAUGAUGAUGAUUACACCGACAACGGUGGUGUGCUUGGACACCUGUCAGACAGUCCACCUGAACUAAGUCUCAGCGACCUUUGACCUCAAAACAAGAAGGGACUUUUUAACGGAACAAUAGUGGCCCCACACCUCAUGUCCUGUCAAGGGAGUAUUUCCAGAGGCGAAAUCUAGACAAGUGACGUCGUAGUUCUCGGUUCUAGAGCUCUCGGUCAGCUUCAAGUGACUUACACAAACAUAGAGUAUUUUAAGUACAUGGUUAAAUUAAACUGCUUAAUUUACCAUAGGAUGCAUUUUGUGAAUGCUCCACACUAUGCUACCUGGAGGUGCUACAAAAAAAACACAAGGCUUUCUUUUUCUUAUACUGUAGCCUUAACAGCUGCACCACCUUCAAGUGGUGAAUGUAUGUAUUGUCUACCUUAACACUACACAUUUUAACCUAAUUAACCAUCUUCAUUUUAGAAACAAGUAUCUGUGGAUAAUGGUGUCAAGAUUUUGUUGUAAGUGGUGGGAGGACAGCUUGCCAUCGCAUUUCUGCUGUCACAAGACUUUAAUUGUGUGGUGCUAUUAUCUGUGUAGGAUAAGAGGUGGACACAAAUUACUGAGCUAUUUGGAGAUGUCCUUGCACUCAGCUUUAACCUGCCGUGCACUCCUCUGCACAUUUAAAUGAGUUUUCCCAUUCACAGCUCAAGUGGCCGUGUUUAGCGGAGUGAAAGGGUGCAUGAAAAAGGAUUAUCAUUUUCAUUUUCACAAUGACUGGCUGCAGGUUGGCCCAUCUGCAUGCUGACCCAGUGUUGAACACAAAGUCAAAUCAUCGUCCUCAGGCAGACUGUAAAAAGUGUGUGUGUGUGUGUACACACACAUGUGUAUGGGGGUGGCAAGUGCCCCUAAAUGGAGCCAUGCCAUCCUUACAAAGUCCCCCCCAUAACAACACACACACACACACACCCUAAAUCCCUUGUCCUUCCACACCCUGUCCUGUGUAAACGCAUUAAGUUCAGGGCUCCACGUUGGCUUACUGUACAUCAGUGACGUUCCCAAAAGCUGUUUAAUAUUUCAGGAGCAGUCGGGCUAUUCUCCUUCUCUCCCUGCAUCCUGCCUAAUUAAUGCAGCAGAGACCAGGGCCAGUGUCCUGUGGCCAGACACCCCCCGCGGAGGGACGAGCCGGAGCGGACCCCAUCUCCAUGGCUUCUCCCCCAGCAGGAGACCGGGCGGGAGGGGUGGACACCGCCACACAGAUGUGCUCGC